Batrachochytrium dendrobatidis JAM81 is the source of this 900-nucleotide messenger RNA. RefSeq lists its product as uncharacterized. NCBI's taxonomy places the organism in Eukaryota, Fungi, Chytridiomycota, Chytridiomycetes, Rhizophydiales. Bases 1 to 900 code for a protein of 299 amino acids. The transcript is spliced from 6 exons. The record is from RefSeq and is a predicted model, not a curated record.
AUGAUAACUUACUGGCUACCUCAAAUCAGCAAAUCGUUUGAAAAUAAUACCACAAUAACCAUCAAACAUACUUUGAAUAUUUGGAAUAUCAGAUACAACAAGCCAAGUGUCAACAUGGCAAACGAUGAACUGGAUGUGUUUUUCCAGCAUUUGCUUGACCCAAGAAAUGGUGCUGGGUUCCAUCAAGAUUACGGAUUCAUAAGUUUGUUGGGAUCCACCUUGAUUGGGUUGUCCGACUUGAGCAUAUAUCGAGGUUUGAUGAAGACCGAGUUCACGAUCAAAGUUUGUAGAUACUUGGAUCUUAAGGAUGUGCUUGUGAUGUGUAAUGUCAUUGAAGUGGUUUUGAAUAAACCCAAGAAAAUACAUUUUGGAAUGGAAAACCCCAAUAACAAUAUCAUGAAAAUGAUUGGAUCAACGGUGAACAUUGAUGUUAAACUCGUCAAAGUCAAACUGCGGUUUACAAAACGUAUCCAAGGAUUCAGGAGUCGAGUUGAAGCAACAAAGGCGUACAAGCAACUGAUUCAACUACAAAUAGAGCAUUGGAACCAAGCAGACAAGUUAAAGCGACAGUUUAAUAGACAUAUCAACAAACAUCCUUUCCACCCAAAAUACAAAACAAUACAAUGCAAGACACAUACUGAAAAAACAAUUCAAUUUAAUAUUUCAGAUAAUACAUUAUUGUUUAAUGGUAACAAUCAAUCCAUGAUUAAUACGGAUAUUGACAUUGUUUUGGAUCUGAUUGACGAGAAUGAUAUUAUUGAACGCAUGAAACGUCAUAAUUCAAAGUAUAUUGUUGAAAGUAUCUAUGAAUAUGCCAUUUUGCAAGUAACACUGGUUGUUAUCAGGUCAUUGAUGUAUAUGAAACAAACCAUGUCAAUAUAUCAAUCAACAAUCCAGUAA